Lathyrus sativus (Indian pea) is the source of this 477-nucleotide messenger RNA. The record is from the annotation of a GenBank genome assembly. NCBI's taxonomy places the organism in Eukaryota, Viridiplantae, Streptophyta, Magnoliopsida, Fabales, Fabaceae.
AUGCUAUACUACGCUAUGAUGGAUGAACUUCCGGGAGCGUUUGGCACCAGCGCUAGCUUAUCGCUUCGUUUGGGUCAGACCGUUUUUUCAUCUGCUUCUCUAUGCUUCAUGUGCUUGGACGUUGGUUUCUACUCCUUCACUUCUUUCUCGUUCUUGGUAACAGUAAUGGGUUUGGCAAUUCCCUGGAGCAUAACAUUGUUCUUGGUAGAUGCUUACUCCGUCUUCGUACAAUGUUUGCCGAUUCAACGAAGACUCAUAAUGAUAAUCGUUUUUGGAGACAUGGUUAUGUCGUAUCUUUCAUUAGCUGCAGCAUGUUCUGCAGCAAGUGUGACAGAUCUUCUGCGUGAAGCUGGUAGAUCACAUUGCCCUGCAAAGUUAUGUGGUAGAUAUCAAUUGUCUGCUGCUAUGGCAUUUUUGUCUUGGUUUCUUUCAUUAGCUUCAUGUCUUUUUAAUUUUUGGAUUUUACCUUCUUUGUAA